AUCCAAGCAGCGGCUAAUCAGCGGAUCCGGACUUAGUUCGCCUGCAUCGGUUGUACUAAUUGGCUUGCUGUGUCAUUAUGGUGUCAUCGGAUGGGAUUGGGCUAAAACCCUUUUCUUCAAAUCUAAAUCGAGGAAAGUGGGAAAAACCCUCGGACUAUUUAUUUGCUUGCUUUGGAUUAGCUCUCAAAAUGGAUAUAUUUGUAGACACAUAUUGGUUUUAUUUCGAUACGGGUAUUUCUGCAAUGCUGCCGCAUUUUUUAUAUAUGGUGAUCUAUUUGGUUCCCAUUAUGGUCGUUCACUCGUUUAUGGGUCAGUUUUCCAGCAGUGGCUUUAUCUCCGCCUUUCGCUUAUCCCCUUGUUUCAAAGGCAUGGGAUAUGUGAGCGUUUUCCUGACCAUCUCCAUGCUUAUUUACUACAGCAUUUUUGCUGCUGUUCCGCUUCUCUUCAUUAUCAACUCAUUUCGGCCCACUCUACCUUGGAGUUGUGAAGGCUUAAAGUCAUGGCACAAUGAAUCCCUUGGGCAAUCAACUACGUGUAAUCUGACAAUGAAUGCGAACACAUUGAAGAUCGAUAACGAAACAAGCUUUGAAUUAACCAUUUUUUAUAUCCCUUCUGUACUCUACUUUCAAAACCAUUUUGAAACCUUGAAAGACGAUAGAACGCUCUACAGUAUGGACUACGAGGUAUCCUGGCACUUCGUGGGUCUUUUUGCUCUGGCUUGGGCAAUGAUUGCCAUUAUAUUCCAUUAUUUCUCAGAGACCGCCAAGUUUGGAAAAUUUAUACGUAACAUGGUUAUUGGGACCCUAGUUCUCCUUUUAGUGUGCUUUGUGCGGUUUUUAUAUCUUCCAGGAGUACAUUUGGGAGACAUAAUAGAUAGGAAUCUUGAUGCAGAUAGCAUGGCUAUGGGAGCUACGUCGACAUUUGUCUUGGUUCUACAUGCGUUUGGAGCUGGCUGGGGCAGCGUGAUAGCCCUCUCCAGCUUUAAUGGCUUCAAGACCAACAUAAUGUCAUAUAGUUGGAUUAUUUCCUGCGGACAGAUCUUCAUUUACAUUUUGUUUGGCUUGGUUUCCUUUAUGCUACACCACUACUUCUAUGUAAUCACAGAUACUUCCUUUAGCAAAAUUGUUUUGAGCCAUUGGCUGUUGUUUUUGUCUAGUGCUUCUGCCUUGACUUCAUUGAGUUGGCCGAACAUGUGGACUUUUGUUUACUAUACUAUGUUAUUAAUGGCAGCUCUUAUUGUGAUGACGACACAAAUAUUUACUGUCUUGCAAAGUUUGUUUGAUGAGUUUGAUGAACUUCGUGUGAGAAAACAGGAGGUAACCUUUGGCCUUAUAGGUGUCCUUGCAUUUAGUUCGUUUUUCUUUUGCACAAAUCAUGGCAUAAUACAUUUUGCCGCGUUGAGUCUUGAUGCUAUUUUUUCACAAACUCUGCUCCAUUUAAUGCUCCUUUUCGUGGUUUUGUGGAUAUACGGCCGAAAACGUUUCCAGCGGGAUAUUGAGUUCAUGUUGGGUAAACAGAUUCCCUCCUGGAAUAUAUUUAUUCUCCGCUUCGUGGCUCCAAUCAUUUUGGUCAUUUGUCUGCUGGCUGCUGUGUCCGUUGCGAAGCACACCCACUUCCCAGCAGUGGUCCUCUGGAUGUCCAUUAUACUGGUGGGGUUACCCAUUCUGGCAAUUCCUGGCUACGGAUUCUACUACCUUUCCCAGAGCCCUGGCACCUAUCUGGACCGCUGGAGACGCAUCUGUCAACCCACCGAUUGGUACCCGGUUGAGAUGGAGUACCGCCAGCAGUACGACGAAACUGUAGGAAACAGUGAGAUGGUCCACCAGCUUUUCGAGGUUACCGAGGAUGUGAACUAAGUAGUAAUUCAAAAUUACAAAUAAAACGUAUAUCCUUAUCACUGUUGCUGUUUUAAAUAAAUAAAUUAAAAGUAAAGGAAAAUUGAA
Drosophila suzukii is the source of this 1943-nucleotide messenger RNA. NCBI's taxonomy places the organism in Eukaryota, Metazoa, Arthropoda, Insecta, Diptera, Drosophilidae. The record is from RefSeq and is a predicted model, not a curated record.